AUGAUGCGGACAUUGGCAUUAGCUGCUCUGAGCUUGGUGCAGGUAUGGGCCGGAGGGCACAUGGGGCACGAGCACCUGGCAGUGGUCCGGGUGUUCUCCACCGACGAGGAGGUGAUGCUGCUGAAGGAGAGUGGCGAGAAAUGGGACGACGAGGAGCCCUGCGAGAUGAAGUCGAACAUGAGCGCCAUCGACCUGAUCCUGGUCUACAGCAAGGACCUGAUGAUGAACCCCAUGGCCAACAAGGUGGUGAUGGAUCUCAUGGACGGUUUCAAGAUCAAGAUGGACAUGGAGAUGUACAACAUGACCAACGUGACCAACCCCAACGCCACCAUGUAUGACUGGAUGAAGUGCUUCUCGGACAUCAAGUACAUGUCCGCCGGCCUCAACCCCGAGCAAGAUGUCUACGACAGCAACGGCUACACCACGAACAAGCACUGGGUGUCCGGCCCGAACCAUGUCUUCAAGAGCAUCAUGGAUGCGAUGUUCACCGGCGCCUACAUGGACAUGUACGAUUCCUUCUUCUUGAUGGAGAUGGACGCGGUCCCCAUUAAGGACUACUGGCUUGACCAGUUCGAGAAGGAGGCCCAUGAGGUGGCAGACGGCAACAUCGCGAUUCGUGGCAGCCAGUACCUGGGUGACAAGUGGGAUCUCUUCAAGCACAUGAUGCCCAAGUACUUGGUCGAUCACAUCAACGGCAACGCCAUCUACAACUUGAAGCACAGCUGGACACAGUACUUGUACAAUACCUUCACGAGCAGCGAUAUGGCCAGCAGCAUGAUGGAGGAUCACGCCUUCGAUGUGGCCUUCGCCAUGAUCACCAUGCAAGCCAUGGCUGGCGUAGAGCCGUUCGCUACAGCCUGGACGGGCGACGCCACGACCUACGACACGAGCACGAUGCUGGUGGGCAACUACGCCAACACCCUCCUGAACGAAAGCUACGAGUUUGGGAGCUACAUCCGCCACGGCUCGAAGAAGAACAUCUUCGAGAACUUGGAUGACGAUGAGGUCACCCUGGGUGUGGCGUGGUACGACUACCAGGGACACUUCAUGGAGACGGUGCCAACGCACCACCCCUUCAAGAAGAUCCUGGGCAUCGCCUACUUCGAUCAGGAGAUGACCAUGGAGGAGAUCGUCGCGCCUGGGGGCAACGUCACCCUGAAGAAGCAGAAGGCCACGAUGCAGCCAUACAUGCACCUCUGCGAGAUCGCCGGGCUUGUGGACACCGAUUGGUUCGCGCUCACGGACAACUACCACAUCGUCAAGGCGCCUGUGAGCGUGCUCAUGGAUGAUGACGACAAGCCGGUGCUGCCCUACGUCCUGAAGGACUCGAAGUACUGCGGUGAGCGUCCCAACUGCAAGGCUUCCAUGGAGCAGGCAGAGGAUUUGUUCGGCAUUGCCUUGAACUACCACCACGACAAGUACGAGGUGCUGUACAAGACGGAUGAUGCCAAGAUGUUCUGCGAGGAUUGGAACAAGGCUGCCGCAGGAAGGCCUUGGGACAACUGCAGCAUCGCCUUCGGCCCUACGGGAGAUGACUACAUUGCCUGGAAGAUCAGCAAAAUUGGUGACAAGAUUGCAGAUGAGUUCACCCCAAAGGACAAGACGCGCUAUGGCUGGAGAGCCUGGACCAGCUUGUGGAACCCGGCGCCGGUGGACAACCGUAUGUGCGACACCACGCUCUACGGCGUGAAGGAAUACCUGGAGACGCUCGGCAACAUCUCUGAAUGCGCUGUGAAUUAUGUGGAGAAGCCAGCUGAGUGCAUGGCUGACAGCAAAUGCAUGUGGAGGCCAAUGUUCGAGUCCGGCGUCUGCCUGCUGGACCCAGCGAGCUUCACGCCGGAGACCACGGUGAUGGGAGCCAUCUACAGCGUCGUGGAAGUCAUGCUGCCCAUGGAAGUGGAGGACGUGGAUGCCGUCGUCAACAACGUCGGCUUGACCACUUCCAUGAGGCAGUCCUUCGCAGACUUGGUGGGCACGGACCUGGAAAAGGUGGUUCUGACCUUCGACACAGGAGACCGGCGCCUGAGCGCCUCCCUCCGGAGGGCGGCCACGACCCUCAUCGCGAUCUUCACCGUGACGCUUGAAACCGUGGCCGAUGCCGAGCAGACACAAGUUGACAUUGAGACCCUGUCGCUGGAAGAGACGCAACAGGCCAUCAACACGGCCAUCGCGGACUCAGGCUUCACCGGAACCGUGAAGGUGACUGGCAAGUCGACCAUGCUGAUCCCAGCUCCCACCACCACCACCACGACCUCCACGGCAGCACCGACCACGACGGAGGACGACAUGGAAGACAACAUGACCACCACCACAACGACUGCGGCCCUCCCGCAGCCGAGCUUCGCAAAGCAUUUCGGCAGUUUCUCCGCGCUGGCGGCUGUGCUGGCGUCUGCCCUCCUGAGCUGA
Symbiodinium natans is the source of this 2406-nucleotide messenger RNA. The record is from the annotation of a GenBank genome assembly. Lineage: Eukaryota; Dinophyceae; Suessiales; Symbiodiniaceae.